Messenger RNA from Cladophialophora immunda, 2912 nucleotides. RefSeq lists its product as uncharacterized. Gene Ontology annotation, cellular component: nucleus. Bases 30 to 1022 code for a protein of 330 amino acids. The record is from RefSeq and is a predicted model, not a curated record. Gene Ontology annotation, biological process: rRNA processing. The transcript is spliced from 3 exons. Lineage: Eukaryota; Fungi; Ascomycota; Eurotiomycetes; Chaetothyriales; Herpotrichiellaceae.
CUUCCACUGCACGACGACCAACCAAGAAAAUGGGCUCCAGUGCACGGAAGAAAAGAGAGAAAAAGAAAGAUUUCCAGAAACAAAAACUGAAGGUGGGCAAGGCCAAACCCAAGGCCGAGAACCAUACCGACACAAGCUUCAGGUCUCAAGCCAUCGUUUUGAACCAACAGCUGGACGUGAAUGCGCCUUCACAAUCAUCCAUAUUUCUUCAUCAAAUUUCCCUUCUCGCUUCACGGUCCGACACUCAAAGGAGAGAUGCCCUUGCUUCCCUAACUAGCUAUGUCACCUCAAGCCUACCAACAAGCAGCUUGCCAAUCUCCACGAGUUCCCUUCUCAGCAGUGUCUGCCCACUCAUGCUCGAUGGCUCGGCAGGCGUAAGGAGUCAACUGCUCAAGCUCUUCGGCGCGUUACCCCAAGAGGACAUCCGGGACCAUGUGACCAAAGCUUUGCCCUACUUACGUGCGGCUAUGACACAUUUAUCACGGGACAUUCGACUCUCGUCGCUUGAAUUUGUGUCCUACAUGAUCAAAGUUGCUGGUUCGGAAUUGAUCUCGUGCCCUGGCGGCUGGCACCAAACCUUAGAAUGCUUUACAACAGUUUUAGGGUGGAGAUCAACCGACGCCAGCAAAUGGUCCUCUACUAAAGCAUCCUUCUCCGGGGAUCCCAGAUCUACCGCUAGAAUAAUGCAAGUUCUCGCGGAAUUCUUACAAGCAGGUCUUGUUGGGGAUGAGCAAUCUGCUUCUGGACCUCACCCAUUGCUUGCACAUUUCCCUCUAUGGGAAGUUGAAACACUCCUGGUGCCCGGGAAGUCCAGUGCAUACGCUUAUCUAAAUCUCUUUGGUCUCCAAGCUGAGGAUGAGACCCAAAUGCUUGAUGAUCAACAAGAUAGACUGCGCGACUUCGCGCAAAAUUUCGAGGGGCAUAUCUUGGUUGGCAUCGAUGCCGCCAGGAAGGAAGGAGGAGAGCUAGGCCGUGCUGCAGGCCUAUUACUCAAGAUUUUAGAGCGUGCACGAAGGUCUUGAGCCAUAGACCAGCACUCCAACGACAUGUUAACUAUACAGAAUUCAUCUUACCUCGCCGCACGCUGGAGUUCAUUCGGACCAUGCGAACCUCAGCCUUCAGAGACCACUGGGGCUGCUUUGAUCACUUACGUGCUUCGCAGUCAUGAAUAUGCAGAAGCCAGCGGCAUUUGAGUGAGGCUCUUGUCAACUGCCUCUAAACGAAGGAAGCAGACGCCACGGAUGCUGUGGAAAAUGGAUAUCCAUUUGAACCUUGAUUCAGGAGACCAUUUCCGAUGGGUUUGAUUCCAAUGCGUUCUGAGUAGUGAACAGGUGUGACACUUCAAGGAUGAAGGAAUACCAGGGAGAAAGAUGAAACUUGUUCGUCACAUCUGGACGGCCUGCACGGGGAGGCGGCAAGCCAGGGAACAUCGUGCAUAGAGCAAGACGGUGUCAGAGAGGCGACCGAGCAGACCUCAACAGCAGUACCCAUGUUCGAUUGACGAAGCCCGCAAGAAUUAGGCUAGGCAACCUGCGCCAGACCUGAUAGCGAUGAUAUGUAGUCGGAUAUUGCCCAUACCAGUUCAGCGCUGGGGUUACAUGCCAUCACGGUCAUUACAGAAUCCCACGAAACGAGGAAUGCAAGAGGCAGUUUGUUUGAGACAUGCAGAAAGAGAACAAACACAAGGGCAAGGAGCAGAACGGUCAAUUCAUCAAUCAUCAGAGGGAGAGGGAUGGGUUGGGCCGCAGGAACAAAGCGCCCGUCACCGCAUCCCCCCAAUGAUCCAAAUAACUUCUCCGGACCCAGGAAUCCAGGUCUGCGCAGCAUGCCUUCUGAUAUUGUGCUAGACGUUCAGGACCCUGCUGAGUUGAGUUCAGCCAGGCAGAAGAGGGGUUUGCCCAUUCAUCCAUGAAGCCUACAGCUUUGCGUUCUGCGAGGCCCCGGCCUUCAGCUCAGCAAUCGCCUGCAUCGCGCCGCUCUCUCCGCUUCUGAUCGCCCCCUCCAUAUAGCCUCUCCAGACAGUGCUCAAUUCUGUGCCCACGAAAUGGAUGUUACCAAACGACGCGCACAACGCUUCCCAUCCGUCGGCAAGAACACCUGGUGGCAUCGCAGGACAUGGGCAGCCCCAGCCUGAAAACUCCUCGUCCAUCCACGGCGACUCAUAAGCCUCGACAAAGAGCGGCCGAAUGUCCCGCCCCUCCGCAAAUAUGGCGCCGAUUUGCUUCAGCACCGAGGCCUUCUUCCUCUCAGCAUCUUGCGCUGCCCAUUUCCUCCCGAAUUUUCCGCCAACGAAGCACGUCAUGCAAGCCUCGUCGCCCAGACUAGUGUCCCGGAAGACCGACACAGGACCCACGAAUGAUUGUCCUAGACCGCACAGGUUUCUCUCUGUCCAGAAUGGCCUGCUGAACCUCACGAUAUACUUGGUAUAGAAACCAUAGCGGGUGUGGUUGGCAACCGCGCUUUUCGCCGCGGGUAAAGAGGGAGAAAAUUUGACGGUUUUGUACACCGGUGUCGGAAUCGAGAGUAUCACUUUGCGAGCGCGAUACACUUGCGGCGAGGGUCCUCUCGUUGAGACCAAGACGGUCUUGUCCUGCUGUUGAUCUAUCCCUCCGACAGGGCAGGCCAGUUUGAUCGACCCUGGCUUCAGUUUCUGGGCCAUCCCUUCCGCAAAAGCUGCAGUUCCUUCUCGAAUGCGGAGGUAUUGGCCUCCAUCCUUGCAAUCUGAGCGCAUGGUCAUCAACCCUCCACCGGCGGCACAAUCUAUGGAACACUUCGUCAGCCCCUUCACGGUUUGCGCAAUCGGAAACCCACAUUCAAGGAAGUACAAGGCCGAAACCUCGGCAGGGUCAACGCCCAGCAUAGCGUGAGUCCAGACCUGUGCGGUCGCGAAUGCCUUGUCUGUGACCUUUGCA